UGAACAGAUUUGAGUCCCUGACCUCGCCAGACUAUCCCACGGCUUAUAAUCGGGUUAAUGUGUCCCGGGCCUCAUAGAGAUCUUUUGUUUGGCAUUGUAUUUUAAAAGUUGUGUAAUUUUACACUGUCAUGGUUUGUCUGGUUUAAAGGGAUGGUUCACUUAAACAACAUGGUCAUGACAAUAGUCUACAGAUGUCGUUACGGACAGUUUCACUGGUGUCCUGCACAGGGCACUGUUCACAGGAGGAGCUGUGUGAAUUAUAACAACUCUUUGUAGAUGUGGAAAGAAACAUUGCUGAUCAGUUUUUUUUAAAUGUAAUUUUUGAGCACUUGGAGCACCACAAACUCCACGCUGCAAGCUACAUUUUCAAACCCCCUGGAUGGAUAAACAGUUUUUAUUGUAUUUUUGAGGGAACUAUCCCUUACCAUGGAGCUGGCCUCUAUCUCAAUGCUCAGAGUUUUGCCUGUCUGACUGAACUAGAGUGCUGUGUAGCUCUUUGUGUGAAUUGUGACUUUGUGUUGUCAACAGCAUCGUUGUCGUCACAGAACUGCAAGAUCAUGUGUCUUGUCAGUUUCACUAUUCUGCUGGCGCUAAGUCAUAGCUGAGUAUCAGAUGACUACUACACAUGCUGGGUGCCGCCGAUGCACAGCUGAAAUAUCCAUGUCAGGGUGUUAAUGGUUCCUCUGUUUCUUAGCAACCAGACUACCUAAUCGUGUUUAUCUGCCAUCGAAUGCAGUUUAUUCCUGUGUAGCUGCAGUGGUUGGUUAUAGCCUACUAGAAAUCAUCCAACCAUCAAAUAGCAAGGACUGUCUCUGUGGGUCUUAUUACACUAAAACCCAUGGGAGGCUAAUUUAGUUUAUCAUCAGAUAGCCUGUGUUGUGUUAGUGUUGACAGCAGAAUAUUUUGUACAUGUGGGAAAAACUAAACCUGAGACCCAGGUUUUGCUUUCAGUCCCAUUCCAGGAUUCCUAUUGACACCACUACAUUUUGUGAAGAAUAUGUACUGCACUAGUUCAGCACACCGGGUCUGCACUGGGUUCGGUUUUUGGCCAAUGAUAAGUACAUAAUAAUGUAUGCUUAGUGUUCCAAGGGUUUAACUUGUGAACUUAAACCUGACCAUCUCAAGUUAACUGGCAGCAAAAGCGGAUAUUGCUCUGUCCUCUUAAAAAAAAAAAAACGAGUCGGUAUAUGACCUCCUCCCCAAAGAGCUCCAGCUCCAGCCGUCGUCCACCCAGACAGACCCACCCACCAUGAGCCAGAAGAGUGGGGGAGAGGCGGGCCCUCCCCCCUCUGCAGCCUUGGCCUCAGGAAGUUCCCUCUGAGGCAGGGAGUGUCUGCAUAUAAAAUGGUCUGCAGUUCACUGCUCCAUAGAUGCCACCUCUUCCACCUCCAGCCCCUCUGCCUCUUCCUCCCUGGCAAUGGGAGUCCCAUCCACUGGCUCUACCUCAUCCUCAGAGCAUCUCAAGAUUCCCCAGCAUCUCCACUCCACUGGAGGGGAUGGAGCUGGAGCUUCAGAGAUUCAAGGUAUGGAGGGUGCUGUGUCUGCACCCAGCAGAUGCAACAGUGGAGCAAACACUGCAACAGGAGACACAGGGUCAGGAGCGUUGUCAGGGCUAGGAGUCCAGCAGCCUCAAAACACCCCAUCAAAACGGAGGCCCGUGUUGAGCAUCUCCCCGCCACCUGAGGAUCUAUUUGACGACAGCCAGAUGUCUUGCCAAGAGGAGCCUGCCGUAUCUGGUCCAAUAGGUCCAGAUUCAGAGCAUAGCAGCAGCAUGUGGGCUGAUGACUCCGUCUCCAACUUCAGCUUGAUCAGCUCCAUCUCCUACAAUGACAACACAGAGGUGCCGCGCAAGUCGAGGAAACGCACCCCUCGCCAACGGCCUGGGCCAAAGCCUGCUCCUCCGGAGGACAGCAUGGAUGUGUUUGAUGCUGACAGCGCCAAGGGCCCUCACUUUGUCCUAUCCCAGCUGGGCACAGACAAGACCAGUCCCAUAGCUAGCUCUCUCGAGUCAGGAACUGCAGUGAAGGGUGGGUCACUAUCUACUCAGUUCCCCCAGAGGAGUGAUGGGAAAGAACUAAAGAUCUUGGUGCAGCCAGAGACCCAGCACAGAGCUCGCUAUCUGACCGAGGGCAGCAGAGGUUCUGUAAAAGACCGCACACAGCAGGGAUUCCCCACUGUCAAGUUGGAAGGCGUGAAUGAACCAGUUGUGCUGCAGGUGUUUGUUGCGAAUGAUGCAGGCAGAGUAAAGCCUCACGGUUUCUACCAGGCAUGCAGAGUGACAGGGCGCAACACCACUGCUUGCAAGGAGGUGGACAUAGAGGGCACCACUGUUAUUGAGAUCCCUCUGGAGCCGAGCAAUGACAUGACACUGGCGGUGGACCGUGUAGGAAUUUUGAAGCUGCGUAAUGCAGACGUGGAGGCCCGUAUUGGUGUGGCAGGGUCCAAGAAGAAGAGCACACGUGCCAGGCUGGCCUUCAGAGUCAACAUCCCCCAACCUGAUGGAUCAGCCCUUACUCUACAGGUCGCUUCAUCACCCAUCCUCUGCACCCAGCCAGCAGGAGUGCCAGAGAUCCUGAAGAAGAGUCUUCACAGCUGCUCAGUGAGAGGAGGAGAGGAAGUUUUUAUCAUCGGGAAGAACUUUCUCAAAGGAACCAAAGUUAUUUUUCAGGAGAAUAUUGCAGAUGAUAAUUCCUGGCACGCUGAGGCAAAGAUUGACAUGGACCUUUUCCAUCAGAACCAUUUGAUAGUGACAGUCCCUCCGUUCCACAACCAGUCAGUCACUUCUCCCAUUUCUGUGGGAAUAUUCGUGAUGACCAAUGCUGGUAGAUCACAUGAUGCCCAGCCCUUCACCUACACUCCAGACUCAGCUGAUAACUCAAAUGUCCAGACAGUAAAAACAGAGGGACCCUCUCUGGUCAAGACGUGUAUAUUUGAUGGCCAGAUCAAAUCUAUAUCUCCUGAGCAAACUGACAGCUCUGCUCCGCCUUCCAAACGGCAAGAGGACACACCAAUGGAAGUGUCUAGCAAUCCACCACCGACAGAUGUCUUUAAACCGUCCCCUGACCCUCUUGUUGCGGUGCAGCAGACGCUGGAGCUCCGCUCUAGUCCUCACCCAGGUGGAGAUUCCUUUCAGAGCCCAAUGCCUCUACAACCUGAAGAUGUGGAGCUUCCCCAGGCGCCCCCUGUCUUCCCCAGCCUAGAGUCUCUCAGCACCAUACAAAAGCAAGACAUUGGCCCCACAACCUCCUUCCCAGUGCCAGGCGAUGUUACAAUCCCCCCUGUGACACCAGAGGUCCCUCAACAAUUCCUCCGAGACCCUCAGGACAGCAUACCUCCUGAGAGCUCCAAUAACAGUGGAGGGGUCGUAGUUGUGGCCAUGUCCCAGAUAGCGACUCCCUCUCAGCCCCAGCCACAACAGUCACAGGUUCCCCUGUUCCCCCAGGAAGGGGUGGCCCAGCUGGAGAGGGCAGUCAGGGAGCUACAGGCUGGAGGUAGCACCACGCUUCAGCAGGUGUUGGAGGCGGCUGUAGCCCAGCAGCAGCUGAACUCAGUGCUGUACAGCCCCACCCCCUCUGCCGACUCCCUUCAGCAACACGUCCAGGAGAACAUGAAUAGCCUUAGAUUAGGAACCACAGAUAAUUCAUUAUCAACACAGCAACAGCUACAGAUACAACAGCAACAACAGAUACAACAACAGCAACAGCAGAUACAACAACACCAACAGCAGAUACAACAACAACAACAAAUACAGCAACAGUUUCAACAGCAUCAACAACUGCAGCAACAACAGCAAAUCCUGGGUACCCUCCAGCAUCAACAACAACAACAACAACAACAACAACAACAGCAACAACAACAACAGCAACACUUACAGCAGCAACAGCAGCAAGUUCCCGGCAACAUGCAGAUCCAACAACAACUUAUGUUACAGCCACACGACCAGCAGCAACUGCAGCAGCAAAUCAUGGAGAAUAUUCAACAGCAACAACAGUUGCAACAAAAUCAGCAACAGCAAGUGCUAAACAACAUCCAACUUCAGGAUCAGCAACAACAAAAUCAAAUACUAACCAAUUUACAGCAACAUCAGCUACAGCAGCAGCAGCAGCAGCAGCAGCAACAACAACAACAGCAACAGCAACAACAACAACAGCAAAAUCAGCAGCAGCAGCAAAAUCAAGUGUUGAGCAACUUACAACUGCAAGAGCAGCAGGUGUUGGAGAAUUUACAGCAGUGCCUUCAGGCUGAGUUGCUUCAGCCCCAAAUCCACUCCUCCCCCCAAGGACCGCAGCCAGUGUCCAUCCUCCAACAGGCCGGAGAGCUUCUCACCAUUCAGACCAGCUUCCCAACACAGCCCCCAUCCCACACAUCUCCCCCACAGCAGCUCUUUCAAUCGCCCAGGCCCUUGGCUGAGACCCAGGGCUCUCAGCAGCAGGUCCAGGCUGCCCUGCUCCAGAAUACGCUGACCGUUCUGACAAGUGGCAGUCUCAACUCAAAGCAGCAGCCCGCAGGGUCAACACUAUACCUGUCCCCAAACCCUCAGCCCCACCAACAACAACAGCAGCAGCAGCAGCUAGCAUUCAUCUCCUCCAUGGAGACAUCGAACAGCCAGCCCCAGUCUGUUGCUAUGUUUCAGAACCAACCCCAAGCUCAGCUUUCCCAAAUGCAGCAACAGAGCACCCCAAUGGAGCAACAGCAGUCUCCACAGCAGAACCAACAACAGCCAACGCAGCUUUCAUUGGGCCAGCAGGGCUCCUUGUUCCAAAGUAUCCCAAACCACUCACAGCCUAACCCUGUCCCCCAGAACCAGCUUUCCCAACCCCAGCAGACAGGUCUCCUCCUCUGCACCACAGAUCUUAACCCCCAGGCUAUUCCCCCAACUAUUCUAUUUAGCACCCAGACCCAAGGCCCUUCCCCUCUGGGGAGCAUUAGCGUCGGAAUCUCCCAGCCAGACACAGCAGAGCCCAUGUCCUUCCAAGACCAGAGCUCCUCAGGCAGCAACUCUACAUCCACUGAGAACCAACAGCAGAGCCUGUACCAGGAACAGCAGCCAAUGCAAGUGGGCCUGAGUUCCAGCAGCGUCCCGAGCAGUCAACCUGUGGAGCUGUUCUUGCCACAGACAUCUCUGUCCAGCCUGCAGAGCACUAUUGGCUCACAAGACCUGAACAACCAGGCUCCAGCCCCUGGCACCACCAUCUUUGUGGUACAGGGUGGUGUGGGUAUGGUAGCCAACCCUGGCCAGCAGCCCCCGGAGCAGCUUUUCCAGACCACUGUGGGUGGGAAUGUGGCUCCACAAGGACAGGCCAACCUGUUUGUGUUUGGCAUCCAGAACGGUAAGAUGAUUUGGUCUUCUCCACCUCUGAAGUACAGUAAAUCCGAGUUAAGUAACUGUGUUGAAUCCCUGCCAAUGUCACUGCCAAUAGCUUUACCUGCUGUUUGAUUAUAGUGAUUAUUUCCAUUUUUUCUUCCUCC
Messenger RNA from Perca fluviatilis (European perch), 5469 nucleotides. RefSeq names its product nuclear factor of activated T cells 5a (gene nfat5a). The record is from RefSeq and is a predicted model, not a curated record. Gene Ontology annotation, molecular function: RNA polymerase II cis-regulatory region sequence-specific DNA binding; transcription factor binding; DNA-binding transcription factor activity, RNA polymerase II-specific. Lineage: Eukaryota; Metazoa; Chordata; Actinopteri; Perciformes; Percidae. Gene Ontology annotation, biological process: regulation of transcription by RNA polymerase II; cytokine production; calcineurin-NFAT signaling cascade. The transcript has 12 exons. The coding region runs from base 1418 to 5437 and encodes 1339 amino acids. Gene Ontology annotation, cellular component: transcription regulator complex.